AUGCGUACGGUACCCAGGACGAUAAAACACCCUGACUGGGCCGUGACCGGUAUCCCCAAGGCCGAACAACGCUUGAGCAGGACGAAGAUCGACAUCCUAGACGCCAAGGGACAGGAUGCGAUGCGCAAAGUGUGUAGGCUCGCCCGAGAAGUACUGGAUAUUACUGCUGCCGAGAUCAAGCCGGGUGUUACUACAGAUUAUCUGGACGAGCUGUGCCACAAAGCUUGUGUAGAGCGCGAGUCGUAUCCUUCGCCCUUGAACUACAACCACUUCCCGAAAUCGCUGUGUACUUCCGUCAACGAAGUGGUUUGCCACGGGAUACCCGACCAGCGCAUCCUUCUCGACGGGGACAUUAUCAAUCUCGAUAUCUCGUUGUACCACGGAGGCUAUCACGCCGAUGUCAACGAGACAUAUUACGUGGGUGAUCGAGCCAAGGCAGACCCCGACUCAGUGAAGGUAAUCGAAACAACACGCGAGUGCUUGGACAAGGCGAUUGAGAUCGUAAAGCCCGGGACUCCUAUCCGAGAAUUUGGCCGCGUUAUUGAGAAGCACGCGAAGUCCAGAAACCUCAAGGUCGUCGCAACAUGGGGUGGCCAUGGCAUCAAUACCGAGUUCCACCCUCCACCAUGGAUACCUCAUUACAGCAAGAACAAAGCUGUGGGAGUAUGUAAGGCCGGUAUGACCUUCACCAUUGAGCCUAUCCUUGCGCUGGGAAGCUCUCGGGAGAUAUAUUGGCCGGAUGAUUGGACGAAUGUAACUGGCGAUGGCAAACGGACUGCUCAAUUUGAACACACCUUGCUUGUCACGGAAACCGGGGUCGAGGUUCUAACUGCGCGAAAUGAGAACUCACCCGGAGGGCCUGUAGUGUUGUCGACUUCGACCACGGAUGGGACAGCAGAAGCUGCCUGA
Molecule: messenger RNA, 909 nt
Organism: Aspergillus mulundensis
Lineage: Eukaryota; Fungi; Ascomycota; Eurotiomycetes; Eurotiales; Aspergillaceae
Gene: fpaI
Product: putative methionine aminopeptidase, type I
Exons: 3
Coding region: 1-909 (302 amino acids)
Biological process (GO): proteolysis
Molecular function (GO): metalloaminopeptidase activity
Source: RefSeq, a predicted model, not a curated record